Molecule: messenger RNA, 2214 nt
Organism: Sitodiplosis mosellana (orange wheat blossom midge)
Lineage: Eukaryota; Metazoa; Arthropoda; Insecta; Diptera; Cecidomyiidae
Product: low density lipoprotein receptor adapter protein 1-like
Exons: 3
Coding region: 1028-2056 (342 amino acids)
Source: RefSeq, a predicted model, not a curated record
GUUUGACAUUCGAUUUCCUUUCGAAUUCGCCAACAAUAAAUAGCUCUUCCAAACGAAUUGUACACAAAACAUUUUGAACUUGAUUCAGAGUCAUAAUCAAAAUUUCAACGUUAAAUUCUCACAGCAAUUGGCACGGUGCCAAUUUGAAAUGCGGCUUCGAUUCAGAAUCAUGAGUUCAAAACAUGCUCACAACGAUUCGGUUUGGUGUUUUUUUUUUCUUUCGUCAUUUGGCAAAAUUGUGAAACGGAAUUUUAGGACAUUAAUUUGCUAAUUUAUUCUUUGUUUGUGUUGACUUUCCGUCAGACACGUUGAAUAUUUUUAGACGCAUCUCAUGUGAUAAACAAGUUUUUGAGGUAAAAUCUCAAUGUUUGCCCAAAUAUCGCUAUAACGAGUCCAACAUGUGUUUAAUCUAACUCAUUUCCAAUUCACUUGCCGCUUUCAGUUUGAUGUUUUUGCACAUAUUUUCACGUUACACAUCCGAACCGUAUUGCAAAUUCAUACGAGAUUUCGUGUAGAAUUUAAUGGCAAAAAUAUCUGAAUCAUUUCGCUUGAAUUUGCUGCAUAGAAUAUUUGCCUCGUGCAAUUUGUACGUCAAAAUGCAAAAGAUUUCGUUGGAAGCCGAGAGAGAAACGAGCAAAUAAUAGGAAUUAGUGUGGCAGACACGGUGAAAAGGAGAAUGAACUAGUCAACACAUAGAAUAGAUUUGUUUUGGCUCUGAAUAGAGUCGCGUGUGCAAUCAGUCAUUGAUUGUGUAUGAUUCGUGCGGCGGUAUUGCCUUCAUUGUAAUAUUACACGUGCCUGAGUUUGGUGCCAAGCUAAGCAAAAUCGAAACCAACGCGCAGGAAAGAGAGGAAGAAAACUUUGGCAACGUCUAAUUUUGUUCUGCUUUUUUUCCUUCGUUGGCUGCGUCGGAAAUUGCGACGCAUUUUACGUUCAAAUGUUUGGAAAAAAAAAUACUAUAAUCUAUGAUGGUUCUACGUCGUUUUCGUUUAAAGACCAAAAAAAACAGCAAUCGAUUUGAAGCAAAAUGGAAAACGUAAAACUUUUUGACUGUACGCCAAUUGUGUGUGUGGUGUUUGUUUUCCGUGCGCUCGCUGACUACUUUUUAUGCAUCGCAAUAAUUAAUCAAUUGGAAAUGUUGCGUUGUUUUUGCAAAGGAAGUCUUUGCAAUAAUUCAAAGUAUCGAUACAAAACAUGCAAUCAACUGAAAUGCCGGCUAACCUUCGAUGUUGGCGAGGAUUGGGCAUUUGCGACGAAAUUAACUGAUUUAUGCGAGAAUUUCGAGGACGAGAAUGAAAAUGGAUUUCCAGAGUUGGAGAUAUUUCAAGUCAAAUUCUUGGGUUGUUCAACCAUUCACGCGGCUAAAUCGGAAGCAGUAACAGCCAAUACAAUCAAAAGCAUAAUCACAGCAGCAAAAGUGUCCAACAAAAAAUUGCAACGUCUGAAAUUAUCGAUCUGUCCGAAAGGCAUUGAAACAUUCGAUGCGGUGACAGGCGAAACAUUGCACAAAGUAUCAAUCUACCAAAUAAGUUAUUGCUCGGCCGACGCCGCACACAGCAAUGUGUUUGCCUUUAUCGCAGGAACAGGACGUGCAAACGACAGCGAUGACGAAAUGUGUAACAACGACUCCGAUGAACUCACUUGCUACGCUUUUCUCUGUGCCAAACGCAAAAUAGCCUACAAUCUAACGAUAACAACAGCGAAAAAUUUCGAACGUGCCUAUGAUAUGUGGAAGAAAUCAAAACAACGCAAAGUCGAACAAUGCGAAUCGGAGCGGCUGAAUGGCAACCCACUACCAACUACUAAAUCAAAUCAUUCAAAUGUACAAAAUAGCACUGACAAUCACAUUCAGAGUGAUGCUCCCAAAAAUCUCCUAAUCGAUUUCAAUUCCGAUAUAAUUGCGCCGGUUGAACGACAACGUCUAUUGCAAACCGCUUGGGUUUCAUUCGAUGACGAACCACUUUUGAACAACGACAGCAACAAUGACGAUCCACAACCGAUGCACGGCAAAAUAUUUAAAAACAAUUUGUGGGACAUGAAUAUCAUGUGCUUGUAAGCCAUUAAAGCCAUUUACUUGAUUCAAUUUUAGGAUUUUUGAAACUAAUUUUAAGUGACAUACAAUUUGCCAAAGUGCCUUUUCUACGUACGAUUACCGCUUAUAUAUAUUUGAUAACAUGAAUUGCAAUAAAAAAAAAUUGACAGUUUAAGAAUAAA